Messenger RNA from Achroia grisella, 2532 nucleotides. RefSeq names its product dihydrolipoyllysine-residue acetyltransferase component of pyruvate dehydrogenase complex, mitochondrial (gene muc). NCBI's taxonomy places the organism in Eukaryota, Metazoa, Arthropoda, Insecta, Lepidoptera, Pyralidae. Gene Ontology annotation, biological process: pyruvate decarboxylation to acetyl-CoA. Gene Ontology annotation, molecular function: dihydrolipoyllysine-residue acetyltransferase activity. The record is from RefSeq and is a predicted model, not a curated record. Gene Ontology annotation, cellular component: pyruvate dehydrogenase complex. The transcript has 10 exons. Bases 212 to 1726 code for a protein of 504 amino acids.
GGUAUUACAAAUUAAAUUAAAAAGUUUGAACCGUUUAAAUUUUGUUUGUUGUUUCAGUUUGACUUUGACUUGACACUUUGCUUGACAUUUUUUCAUUCAUCAAUGAUUAACGAAUUCAACGACCUACAAAAUUGUAAAAGGUCGAUCUUACUGAAUAAAAAACCGUCCCGAUUACCUGGACGGCUAGGUUCAGCUAUAUUUCAAAUCAAAAAUGUUGCGAACUUUUGUUGCACCGACUCGAGUUUUAAACAGUGGACUGAAGAAAGCUGUACGAUCCAAUAUCACGAGAUGCAUAAGCACAGAAUUGGCAAGGAGGAAACACUCAAAUAAAUUAUUAUCAAAUUCAAAAUGCAAGACAGUACCAAUAACGCUACAAUGGAAUUCUGCAACCAGGCAAUAUUCAAGUUUUCCAUCACAUAUAAAAGUGAACCUUCCAGCUCUGUCUCCUACUAUGGAAAGUGGGUCUAUAAUUAGCUGGGAGAAGAAAGAAGGUGACAAACUCAAUGAAGGUGACCUGCUCUGUGAGAUUGAAACUGACAAAGCCACAAUGGGUUUUGAAACUCCCGAAGAGGGGUAUUUAGCAAAAAUAUUGAUACCAGCUGGUACAAAAGGUGUACCAGUGGGCAAGUUGCUGUGCAUCAUUGUGGAGAGUCAGGCGGAUGUUUCAGCAUUUAAGGACUUCAAAGAUGAUUCCCCUGCCCCGACACCAAAGGCGGCAGAAAAAGCAGAAAAACCGGCAGCCGAAGCACCCGCCCCUGCGUCGGCACCCGCCUCGAAGGGCCCGAAGGCUCCUGCGGCCGCUCCAGUGGCUCGUCCUGCCCCAUCAGCCCCCGCCCCUGCCGCAGAAGGUAGGGUCUAUGCCAGCCCCAUGGCCAGAAGGUUGGCCGAACUCAAGAAAAUUCGUCUCGGAGGGCAAGGUUCUGGACUAUAUGGGUCACUGAAGAGCGGCGAUCUCGCAGGCGCACCGGCGGCGGAGGCUGACGCUCCUGCAACGGUUCAGGCUCCCACGCCCGGACCAGGGGCCUCUUACGUGGACAUCCCGCUGUCUGGUAUGCGGGAGACCAUCGCGAAGCGUCUCAGCAAUGCAAAGCAGACCAUACCCCAUUAUCAGCUUACUAUGACUGUGAAUGUUGAAAAGACAAUAGCGUUGAGGAAAAAAGUCAAUGAAAGGCUCGAGGAAGAGAAAGCUGGUGUAAAGGUUUCAGUUAAUGAUUUCAUAGUGAAAGCAGUAGCAGCAGCAUGCAAGAGAAUACCAACAGUUAACUCGUACUGGCAGGAUACAUUCAUAAGACAAUUUUCAAAUGUGGAUGUUAGUGUCGCUGUGGCCACGCCAGCUGGCCUAAUAACCCCGAUAUUGUUCAACGCUGAUUCGCGAGGCAUCAUCGACCUCUCCAGAUCUAUGAAAGAAUUAGCACAGAAAGCAAAAGAUGGGAAAUUACAACCACAGGAAUACCAAGGCGGCACUGUAACUGUUUCAAAUCUUGGAAUGUAUGGUAUUACAAUGUUCAAUGCUAUCAUCAACCCUCCACAAUCAUUAAUAUUGGCGUGUGGUGGUCUGCAAGACAUGGUUAUUGCCGAUAAGAGUAUUCCAGAAGGAUUCCGGACGGCGAAAUUCAUCUCAUUCACUGCAUCGGCGGACCACAGAGUGAUUGACGGCGCGAUCGGCGCGCAAUGGAUGAAAGAAUUUAGAAAAAACCUUGAAGACCCCGCCUAUAUUAUAAUGUAGAAAUGGAAUUGACUAACAACAAAUAGGAAUUUGAUGAUUAAUUAGAAUAAUAUCUAACAGUUUUUUACUUAAUUGCCUAUGAAGGAUGUUAUCAGAAAUGUAUACAUUGAAGUCGGCUAGAAUUGUGUUGACUAAGUCAAAUACUUUUCUAAUGUGUAUAUUUGUACAGUUAAAUUGAGAUUAGAAUAUUUCAGUACAUCGUCAAUUCGUAUCGCCCUCAUAAUUAAAAAAGACAAUAAUUGUAAUGAUUGAAUAUUUAGGUGUUUUCAAUAUUUUGUUAAAAAGCGGAGGAUAAGCCACUUAGAGAUUCCAUAUUCAAAAUCAGAUAUGUAUUUUUUUCUCUAAUUACAUUGUUGUAUUUCCCAAUUGGUAUAUUUUCAUCAUUGUGAGUACAAUUUAUAAAUAAACAGUGUGUUACAGUAAAGUGAUUCCAUAAAUUAUUGUAAGUUACUUAAAUAUUAAAGUUUGUGUGUUUGUCCUUCGUGAGUUACUAACAUUUGAUUGUUUGAUCUGUUCUACUUACUACGAAGGACGUGCGGUUGUUAAAGUUGUUAAGUGAUUAUUUAUUUAGUAAACUAAGUAAUGAACGUACAAUGAAUGCAUAACCAAUGAUGGUGGAAUAAUGUAAAAAAUAUAGUUUUAUUUAGUUAUCAAUAGUAAUUUCUUGUUAGAUGUUUGUUGUAAAUGAUAUAAUAAAGAGAGACUUUACCUCCUUUGUGAUGUGUAACAUGAAGGCAAAAUAUUUAUUUACAAGUGACUUGGUCAAACUAUACGCAUUUUGUGAUAUUCAUAAGUAUCGGCUAUUG